This is a messenger RNA of Acomys russatus (golden spiny mouse), 5031 nucleotides long. Its product is annotated as phospholipid-transporting ATPase ABCA3-like. Gene Ontology annotation, cellular component: membrane; intracellular membrane-bounded organelle. The transcript has 30 exons. Gene Ontology annotation, molecular function: ATP hydrolysis activity; lipid carrier activity; ATP binding. The coding region runs from base 1 to 5031 and encodes 1676 amino acids. Lineage: Eukaryota; Metazoa; Chordata; Mammalia; Rodentia; Muridae. The record is from RefSeq and is a predicted model, not a curated record. Gene Ontology annotation, biological process: transmembrane transport; lipid transport.
AUGGCUUCAUUGGAGUCCAGAAUACUUUUGAUUCUCCUGUGGAAGAAUUUUACUUUAAAGAGACGGAAGUUUGGAGCUUUAGUUACUGAAAUUGUCCUGAUGGUUAUAUUUAGCAGUGUGCUUUUGGCAACGAGAAACCUUCUUGCCAUAAAGCAUAUUGGACCUCUCAGUUAUGCUGACCAUAACAUCAGCAAUGUUCCAUCCUUCAUCACUACCUUUCCGCAUCCUUGGGAGUUGGCUUAUGUGCCUUCCAACAGCAUCGCAGUACAGAAUAUUGUCGAAAAUGUGAAAAGGGACUUAAACUUCCAUAUGAAAGCUAUAGGAUUUUCUUCAGAAAGUGACUUUGAAGAUUAUAUUAGGUCAACUGUCAACUCCAGAAAUGUACUUGCUGCUGUUGUUGUUGACCACAACUUCACAAACAGCAACGAUCCCCUGCCUAAGAAGGUAAAGUACUACCUGCGUUUUAGUAAUAUUAAGAAGAACAUGAAUGCUGGGGCAUAUGUUCAAGGGCACAGCUGGUUUACAAAGUUUCUCUUUCCACCUAUGCGUCUUAUGGGACCCAGAAACCAAUAUGAUGCAGAUGGAGGCAGUCCUGGGUACAUCAGCGAAGGGUUCCUGGCUGUGCAGCACGCCUUAGACAAGGCAAUCAUGGUACAUCAUGGUGGUGCUGCUGCAACAGCACUCCUUAGCGCCACCAGCCUUUCCACGCAGAGAUUCCCAUACCCUGCAUAUCACCACGAUUACUUCUAUGUGUUUGCUAACAUUUUCAUCCCCCUGAUAGUGGCAUGUACCUUCUGCAUGAAUCAUCUUACCCUCAUCCGGUCCAUUGUGUGGGAAAAGGAAAACCGAUUGAAGGAAUACCAGCUCAUGCUAGGACUGAGCAAUUGGAUGCUCUGGGUUGCCUAUUUCUUCACCUUCUUCUGUUUGUAUUUUAUUAACAUCAUAAUUAUGUGUGUGGUUUUAUUCAUCAAGAUUAAACCUGUGCCAAUCUUCCAGUACAAUGACCCAAUCCUUGUCUUCGUCUUUUUGUCAUUUUAUGCCGUCUCCUCAAUAUUCUUCAGUUUUAUGAUUAGCACAUUGUUUGAUAGAGCCAACUUUGCUGUGAGCUUGGGAAGCUGCUUUUUUUUCCUGACCUACUUCCCAUCCAUUUCAAUGCAUCAAAUCUAUGAGCGCAUGACACCCAAGCAGAAGCUGAUUUGGUCCUUCAACUUUAAUUCUGCUAUGACAUUCGGAUUUAAAUUCCUAUCUGACGCAGAGACAAAGAGAACUGGAAUGAAAUGGAGUAACAUAUUCUCUUCCACGGAUACAGACAGCUUUUUAUUUGCCUACGUGCUUGGGAUGCUUUUAGUCGACGCUACCCUAUACGGCCUUGUGGCCUGGUAUAUAGAAGCUGUCUUUCCAGGAGAGUACGGUGUGCCCAAGCCAUGGAACUUUUUCAUGAUGCACUCUUACUGGUUUGGAAAAUCACUUCAAAAAAACCCUGAAAUCUCCCAAUUUUAUGAGACAAUUGAAAGCAAGUAUUUUGAAGCUGAACCAGCUGAUUUGACAGCGGGCAUCCAGAUUAAACACCUGUGGAAGGUAUUCCAAGAGAAUAACACCAUCAAGAUAGCCAUUAAGGACUUGUCUUUGAACUUAUAUAAGGGACAGAUCACUGUUCUUCUAGGGCACAAUGGGGCAGGAAAGUCUACCACUCUGUCCAUUCUCUCAGGUCUCUAUCCCCCGACCAGCGGAGAGGCCUAUGUUGAUGGAUAUGACAUCUCACAGCAUAUGGCUCAAAUCAGGAGUUCCCUGGGUUUGUGUCCUCAGCAGAACCUGCUGUUUGAUCACUUGACAGUAUCAGAACACCUGUAUUUCUACUGCAGGGUGAAAGGAACACCUCAAAAGAUGUGUCUUGAGGAAACUAACAAAAUGUUGUCGGCCUUUAACCUGCUGGAAAAACGUGAUGCAUUUUCAAAGUCGCUGAGCGGAGGCAUGAAGCGCAAACUCGCCAUCAUUAUAGCUCUCUUAGGAGGCUGCAAGGUGGUGAUACUUGACGAACCAACAUCUGGCAUGGACCCGGUCUCAAGGAGGACCACCUGGGAUAUACUUCAAGCCUAUAAACAGGAUCGGACCAUCCUGCUAACCACGCACUACAUGGACGAAGCUGAUGUGCUGGGUGAUCGCAUUGCCAUCAUGGUCCAAGGAACCUUGCGGUGCUGUGGCUCUUCCGUCUUCCUGAAAAGACUAUAUGGCGUUGGAUACCACAUAGUCAUGGUGAAGGAAUCCCACUGUGACAUUGAUGAAGUCCUGAAACUGUUCCGUGAGUAUGCAUCCACAGCCACCCUGAAGACGAAUGUUGGAAAUGAGUUAUCUUUUAUUCUACCCCACGAAUAUGCUCCCAGGUUUGAAGCUCUCUUCACUGCUCUGGAAGAGAAUCAAGAAAACCUUGGCAUUUCUAGCUUUGGUGUCUCUAUCACUACCAUGGAAGAAGUGUUCCUUAGGGUCAGUCACAUGGAAGAUUCAAAACUAGAUGUCCAAGCUGCUCAGUCUCCCUCACUGGGAAGCAAAGACAACAAGAACAAGGGUGUUCCAAGCAACAUGAGAGCAGGCUUUCCCAGCCAGAGUGAAGACCCACCCAUUGUGUUUAACACUGGGUGUUCCCUCUACUGUCAGCAGUUCCAUGCCAUGUUCAUGAAGAGGUUGAUGUUCAGUUGGCGAAACAGGAGGGUGCUUUUGGUGCAGAUACUGGGGCUUGUCUUUUCUACUCUCUUUCUCCUCAAGUCUCGUGACCUUAAAUACGAUGAUGAGAAAAUGAGGCAAAUGAAUUUGGAUGAAUACGGUCAAACUGUUGUGCCUUUUUCUAUUUCUGGGAAAUCUAAUUUGACAGCAAGUCUCUUAACACACCUUGAGAAUAUGCUAAAACCCGGCAACCACAAGCUUAAGGAAGUACAAGGUGACCUGCUCAAAUACUUGGAGGGAAGCGAAGACUGCAUUCGCUUAUGUAUUAUUGCACUUUCCAUCAAGGUGGCUGCAAAUAGAACAAAGCUCACCGUUCUGUUCAACAACCAAGCAUACCAUUCGCCGUCUCUCGCCCUGGCAGUUUUAGACAACACUCUUUUCAUGUCACUUUCCGGUGCCGAUGCUUCCAUAACAGUCUCUAACAAACCUCAGCCACUCCCCCACGAUAAAGAAGGUCUAGGGAGUGCAGAAGGGAAGGUGGUUGCCUUAAAGAUUCAGCUAGGCAUGGCUCUUUUGGUCAGUGGCUUUUGCCUCCUCACCGUGUCUGAGAGAACCACGAAGGCAAAACACCUGCAGUUUCUGAGUGGGGUCUCUGUCCUUGUGUACUGGCUCUCUGCUCUACUGUUUGACCUCAUCGUCUUCCUCAUUUCCUGCUGCUUACUACUGGCUGUGUUCAAAUACUGCAAGAUUGAUAUUUAUGUCACAGACUAUCACAUUCUGGAAACGAUGCUGAUCCUCACACUGUUUGGCUGGUCUGCCAUUCCCCUCACAUACCUGAUGAGCUUCCUGUUUUCUAAAAGCACCUCUGCCUACAUCAAACUUAUCACAUUCUAUUACAUCUCCGGCAUCUUAAGUGUCUUGCUAGAUACCAUAAUAGAAGCUAAAAUAUCAACCAUCAUGUCUAAUUCCACCCAAGCCUUCCUGCUCAAUGCACUGCUCCUCUUCCCCAUGUACAACCUCGGCAAGUGCAUCAGCGACUAUACGGUAGUUUACCAGAGGAAAAUACAAUGCACCCGGCAAAAGAGUGUCCCCAAGUACCUGAAUUGCAGCAAAGAAAAUAUGGAGAAGAACAUUUAUUCUUUGAAGGAGCAUAUGGUCGGAAAGUAUUUAAUUGCUAUGGGCGUUACAGGCUUUGUUUUCCUUCUCUUCAUUUUCUUUUGGGAGAAUGUUUCAUGGAAAUUAAAAAUGUUUAUUCAUCAACACAUUUACUUUGGUACCUGCAAGAAAUACAAGACGGAUACAAUUUCCAAGGAAUUAUCUGGGAAAUCUGAAGAUAAGGAUGUAGAAAAUGAGAGAAGGGAAAUUCUGUACCAGCCUGAAAAGUUUAUCAAUUCUCCAGUUCUUAUUAAGGAGCUCACAAAGAUAUACUUUACAUAUCCACUAAUUCUGGCUGUGAAAAAUAUCUCUCUUGCUGUCCAAGAGAGAGAGUGCUUUGGUUUACUUGGAUUCAAUGGAGCAGGUAAAACAACUACCUUCCAAAUUUUGACUGGAGAAAAGGCUCCUACCUCCGGGGAUGUGUUCAUUGAUGGCAUUAGCAUCACCAAGAACAUCCUAAAGGUGAGGUCAAAAAUUGGCUACUGUCCUCAAUUUGAUGCUUUGCUGGAAUACAUGACUGGUCGGGAAAUAAUGAUCAUGUAUGCAAGAAUAUGGGGAGUCUCCGAGCAUCAGAUUAGGCCCUAUGUGGACAAGAAGUUGGACUCCUUGGAUCUGGAGCCUCAUGCCAACAACCUCAUCAGCACUUACAGUGGAGGAAACAAACGUAGGCUGAGCACUGCUAUUGCCACGAUGGGAAAGUCCUCGGUUAUCUUCCUAGAUGAACCGUCAACUGGCAUGGACCCAAGAGCGAGACGCCUUCUCUGGGACACAGUGAUAAAGACUCGGGAAAGUGGAAAGGCCAUCAUUAUAACGUCCCACAGCAUGGAAGAAUGUGAAGCCCUGUGCACAAGGCUAUCCAUAAUGGUGAAGGGGAGGCUCACCUGCCUGGGGAGCCCACAGUACCUCAAGAAGAAGUUUGGCAAUAUUUAUAUUCUGAAGGCCAAGGUCAAGUCUGAGGAAACAUCAAAAGAUUUCAAAAUUUUCAUCACACUGACGUUUCCAGGUAGUGACUUGAAGCAGGAGAAUCAAGGGGUCCUUAAUUACUACAUUCCCAGCAAGAACAACAGCUGGGCAAAGAUGUUUGGCAUUUUGGAGAAAGCAAAGCAACAGUUCAAUUUGGAAGACUAUUCCAUCAGUCAGAUCACCCUGGACCAAGUCUUCCUGGCUUUUGCCAACCCAAGCAACAUAGGAAAUGAUUAUGAGAGAAAGGUGCCUUGA